Prunus dulcis (almond) is the source of this 1350-nucleotide messenger RNA. RefSeq names its product methylesterase 10-like. The coding region runs from base 63 to 848 and encodes 261 amino acids. The record is from RefSeq and is a predicted model, not a curated record. Gene Ontology annotation, biological process: jasmonic acid metabolic process; salicylic acid metabolic process. Gene Ontology annotation, molecular function: methyl jasmonate esterase activity; methyl indole-3-acetate esterase activity; methyl salicylate esterase activity. The transcript is spliced from 3 exons. NCBI's taxonomy places the organism in Eukaryota, Viridiplantae, Streptophyta, Magnoliopsida, Rosales, Rosaceae.
GCAAAGAGAGAGAGAGAGAGAGAGAGAGAGAGAGAGAGAGAGAGAGAGAGAGAGAGAGGUAAAUGGAGAAUCCGAAACACUUCGUUUUGGUUCAUGGAAUUUGCAAUGGAGCAUGGUGCUGGUACAAGCUUGUCACUCUCCUCCGGCACACCAGUCACCGUGUCACUGCCUUGGACCUUGGUGCUUCUGGGAUCAACUCCAAGCAGCUACAUGAGAUCACUUCCGUUUGGGACUAUGUCCAGCCAUUGAUGGAGUUCAUGGCUUCUAUUUCCCACGAGGAGAGGGUCAUAUUGGUUGGCCAUAGUUAUGGCGGCCUUCCUAUAUCUCUGGCCAUGGAGAGCUUCCCUCAGAAGGUUUUGGCUGCUGUUUUUGUCACAGCCUAUAUGCCUCAUUACAAUUCUUCCCCUGGAGUUCUCAUACAAGAAUACUUCAAAGGGACUCCAGUUGAAUCAUUAUUGGAUUGUGAGCUUAAGUUUGGCCAAAACCAGGAAAAUCCACUAACCUCAGUUGUCUUUGGUCCACAAUACAUGGCAGAAAAAUUGUUCCAGCUGUGCAAACCAGAGGAUCUGGAAUUAGCUAAAAUUUUGGUAAGGCCAUCCGGGUUGUUCUUGGAAGACUUCAUGACCAAAGAGUGCCAGCUAACAGAACCGAAGUUCGGGUCAGUAACUAAGAUUUUUGUAGUGUGCGAAGGAGAUGAAGUUGUCAAAGAAGAAUUUCAACGGUGGAUGAUUGAGAAUGGUCCGACUGCACAAGUGAUACUGAUUAGAGAAGCUGGUCAUAUGGUCAUGCUCUCAAAGCCCGAACAACUCUGUGGAUGCUUAUGUGAAGUGGCUGAGAAAAUAUGGUAAUGCUUGUUUUAAACCUUUCAAUAAAUCCAAAAUCUGUUGGCUUUGUGGCCAGAGACUAGUUUGUUACAACUUUGUCUUUUGGCGAGUAGUGUCAAGCUAUACCUAUAAUCAUGUGGGUGCCGCCCCCAAGCUGGCAAGUAACUUAAAAUUUUCCAUUUAAGGGUUAUGGAUGUCGGUAAGAAAAGUUAAAAUGGGAAUUGCAUCUGCUUUAGUUGUUUUGAUACAAGUCGUACUAGCAGAGGCGGGAGCCACCACCCAGAAGAAGAAUGAUGAAGUGAUGGAAAACCUUAUCGUGAAAAGAAUUGUGUGGUGGACACUGGACAUUAUAUAUUAGCCAUGUUGUAUUGUCUGUCUAAUAAUGCCUGCCCCCCCUCUUCUGUUUCCCAUCUUCUUACUUAGGAAAAGGAUGUUUUAGUUGGGCUUUAGCCCGGCCCAUAUCCGCCCCCUAACGCUAGUUGUGCACAUAAGUUGCAAGAAAAACAAAUUCCAUGGAACUUGUCUA